Lepisosteus oculatus (spotted gar) is the source of this 981-nucleotide messenger RNA. It is a transcript of the gene ppib, whose product is annotated as peptidylprolyl isomerase B (cyclophilin B). The record is from RefSeq and is a predicted model, not a curated record. Gene Ontology annotation, biological process: protein folding; protein peptidyl-prolyl isomerization. Gene Ontology annotation, molecular function: peptidyl-prolyl cis-trans isomerase activity. Lineage: Eukaryota; Metazoa; Chordata; Actinopteri; Semionotiformes; Lepisosteidae.
UACACCUCUUUUUUUUUCUGGGCCCGUUGCAGCAUUUAUCCCCGCCACGGCUCCACUUUGUUCCGUUUGAUGGUUCGCAUCUUGGAGAGGAGGAUGAAGCUGCUGUUUGCUGCCGCGAUCAUUGCCGGCUCGGUGAUAUUUCUGCUGUUCCCCGGCGGGUCCGUUGCGGACGAGAAGAAGAAAGGCCCGAAAGUCACAGCCAAGGUCUAUUUUGACAUCCGGAUCGGAGAUGAGGAUGUUGGGCGGGUAGUAAUCGGACUGUUUGGGAAAACUGUCCCAAAGACGGUUGAGAACUUCAUCGCCUUGGCAACCGGAGAGAAAGGUUUUGGGUACAAGAACAGGAAGUUUCACCGUGUGAUCAAGGACUUCAUGAUCCAGGGUGGAGAUUUCACCAGAGGCGAUGGCACAGGGGGCAAGAGCAUCUAUGGGGAUCGUUUUCCUGAUGAGAACUUCAAGCUGAAGCACUACGGACCAGGCUGGCUGAGCAUGGCCAAUGCUGGAAAAGACACCAACGGCUCCCAGUUCUUCAUCACCACAGUCCAGACCCCCUGGCUGGAUGGGAAGCACGUGGUCUUUGGGAAAAUCCUGGAAGGCAUGGACGUUGUGAGGAAAAUCGAGUCCACUAAGACAGACGGCCGGGACAAGCCGCUUAAAGAUGUGAUCAUUCACGACUGUGGCAAAAUAGAUGUGGAAAAACCAUUUGCUGUUGCAAAGGAGUAACCAAAAAUAGGGGUUGGGGUUUUUUAAAAGGAAUUCCUGUGUGAGCUGUCACCGCCAGCCCUAUCCUGUGUGCAAGCUCCGCUGCCCAGCACAGCUGAGAAGGACGUCAUCUUUCGCUGUACUACUGCACUGCAGCACUGCCUGACCAACGACAUCCUGGAUCGCUUCCCGAGGCAUUCCUUCUGGGGCUUUCCCCAGCGGUCACUACUUUUUUUGUAAAAAACAAACCGUAAAAUAAAGGAUCAAAAUUUUGUUAAAUUA